Spodoptera litura is the source of this 509-nucleotide messenger RNA. RefSeq names its product ecdysis triggering hormone (gene ETH). The record is from RefSeq and is a predicted model, not a curated record. NCBI's taxonomy places the organism in Eukaryota, Metazoa, Arthropoda, Insecta, Lepidoptera, Noctuidae.
UACCGCGAAACACAAAACGUCAAAACACCUGCCAUUUUCUUUUCUUUUUUAAAAAUGAAUUCAAAGUUAGUAUCAGUUCUAUUGGCAUACUGCCUAUUCUACUAUUUGAGCGGGGCUGAAGGUUCGUUUAUAAAACCUAAUAAUGUGCCAAGGGUUGGCAGAAGUAACGAAGAAAUGAACCCGUUUGACCAAGGAUCUAUGGGUUACGUUAUCAAAACGAAUAAGAAUAUACCACGCAUGGGCAGAAGGAAUUUCGACUCGGAAAACCGCUAUGACAUACCUAAGUUUUAUCAGCUUCCUUCAGAAAAGUUUGAUGUUUAUGAAGGUGAACAACAAGAAUAUAAUCAAAUUCCGAUAGAAGCCUUCUAUCCCAAACAAAUGGAAAACCUAAGACGGUAAUUUAAGACGAAAAAUAACGUGAAAUAGUAUAGAUUGUCAAGUUUUGAGCUGUUCGUUUUAGUAGUAGUUAAGUUGAAUAAAUAAAAAAUCAAUUUUAGCAUGCAUGCAAA